Messenger RNA from Caenorhabditis remanei, 606 nucleotides. RefSeq lists its product as uncharacterized. The transcript is spliced from 4 exons. Bases 1 to 606 code for a protein of 201 amino acids. Lineage: Eukaryota; Metazoa; Nematoda; Chromadorea; Rhabditida; Rhabditidae. The record is from RefSeq and is a predicted model, not a curated record.
AUGAUGUUUCAAUUAUUCAUCAGUUGCGAUCGAGUCGUGGCUGCGUUCUUUCCAAUUGAGUACCGAAUUUAUCACUCCCGGGUUCCCGUCUGGCCAUUCUUUAUAUUUUCUCUUGCAUCUGGGCUAUUCCAGGAUUUUGUUUUCUUCUACUGCUGUGAUUUUGUGAUUUAUGUUCCAAAGAACUGUUUGGCUCUGGGAUGUGUCAUGAAUGUCUGUUUCAAAACUUUUUGGUCAACUUAUCAGACGGUAAUUCUGUCAACCAUUGUUCUGUUAUCUUGUGCUUUCUGUAUCCGGUUGUUUCUUUGGAGUAAAUCUGCAAGUUCUUUGACUCAGGCGAACCGUUUGGCUAUACUCGACGCUGUUACCACCUUUUUAUUCCAAUUCAUUCCUCCAUUUUGUGUCAGUCUUUGGCCAGAUUUCGAAUUGUUUCAAUUUUCGUAUGCUGGGCCGUUCAAUUUAGUUGGCAAACUGUUCGGAAACACUAUUGAAUCUGUUCUUAUGUGGAGACUUCUGAGAAGGAAACAUGUGGAUCAGAAAGUGAUGGCAACGACGUUGGCAGUAAAGGGAUUCAGUCACGUCACUCAUUCUUCGGAACACAAUAGAUAA